Messenger RNA from Talaromyces marneffei, 1773 nucleotides. RefSeq lists its product as uncharacterized. Gene Ontology annotation, molecular function: beta-glucosidase activity. The record is from RefSeq and is a predicted model, not a curated record. The transcript has 3 exons. The coding region runs from base 1 to 1773 and encodes 590 amino acids. Gene Ontology annotation, biological process: carbohydrate metabolic process. Lineage: Eukaryota; Fungi; Ascomycota; Eurotiomycetes; Eurotiales; Trichocomaceae.
AUGAAAUCAAUCUCCCUAUUAGCGGCCAUUGCCGCUGUAGUACAAGCCCAAGAGGUGUACAUCACAACCACUGGCUACACAGCGCGGCCACAAUGCACUGAAGCUCCGGCUAGACCGACUUACCGUUUCCAGUCGUUCUCGUAUGCAUCGCUCAACGACACUGUUCGAUAUGCCAUCUCAGUCCCUUCUCCAACAACUACUCACACCUACGGACCGGCAUACUCUGAGGCAGUAGCAAAGCUGUCAACCACCCUCUCAACCACAACAUGGGGCAGUUGGCUACCGACCCAAACCGUCAUCUCUGCGACUGAUACAGCUGACAAUUCUACGCCACUACCUACCACUGAACUUGUCCUUCCACCACGGGACUACUUUGGCCCAACCGAUUGCUACAACUUUCCCGAGGGGUUCACAUUUGGAGUUGCCGGAUCUGCUGCUCAGAUCGAAGGUGCCAUUGGCCUUGAAGGGCGUGCGCCGAGUAUUCUCGAAAAGAUGCUGCCAGACACAAAGCCACAGGAUUACGUGACAAAUGAGAAUUACUAUCUGUAUAAACGGGAUAUUCAACGUUUGGCAUCGAUUGGCGUCAAGUAUUACAGUUUUUCGAUCUCCUGGGGUCGAAUUCUCCCAUUCACCGUCCCCGGUAGUCCGAUCAAUGAACAAGGAAUCAAACACUACAAUGAUCUGAUUGAUUAUGUCCUUCUGGUCGGGAUGGUGCCUAUUGUGACGAUGCUUCACUUCGAUACUCCACUGUACUUUCUCAAUGCGUCUGCUGGUUACGUAACGCCGGAUAUCGGAUACCAGAAUGGCGGAUAUUGGAAUGAAGAGUUUGUUAAUUCGUUUGUGAACUACGGCAAGAUCUUAUUUACGCAUUUUGCGGAUCGCGUUCCGUUCUGGGUUACGAUUAAUGAGCCUCUGUUGUAUGGGUUCAAUUUUACGGGACUGGAUAAUGUUGUCCAUGCUCAUGCGGAGCUGUAUCAUUUCUACCAUGACACUUUGAAUGGGACUGGAAAAGUGGGAUUGAAGUUGAGUGAUAACUUUGGCGUACCCAAGAAUCCCGAGAAUCAGACUGAAAUCGAGGCCGCAAAUCGUUUCAAUGACAUGCAACUUGGAGUGUUUGCAUAUCCUAUCUGUCUUGGCCAGCAAUAUCCCACAUCCAUCCUCAACACUCUACCUGGAGCCAAACCACUCAGCAAAAACGAACUUGAGUAUAUCGGCAAGACCACCGAUUUCAUUGGCAUCGACGCCUACACGGCCGCCGUCAUCUCCGUUCCCGGCGAAGGUAUCGAAAAAUGCGCCAAACAGAACAUGGCCACCAAUUCCCUCUACCCAUACUGUGUUACCCAAGAAACGGUAAACACAUAUGGCUGGGACAUUGGCUACCGCUCCCAAUCCUACGUCUAUAUCACGCCCAUAUAUCUGCGCCCAUAUCUCUCCUACCUCUGGAACACGUACAAAACCCCCAUCAUCCUUAGCGAAUUUGGCUUUCCCGUCUACGCCGAGUCAACCCGCGAUUUAGUCGAUCAAUUGUACGACUCUCCCCGGAGUCAGUAUUAUCUGUCGUUUAUGUCCGAAGUACUCAGAUCGAUAUGGGAAGAUGGGGUGAAUGUCAUUGGAGCAAUUGCGUGGAGUUUUAUGGAUAAUUGGGAGUUUGGGGAUUAUGCGCAGCAAUUUGGCAUGCAGGUGGUGAAUCGAACGACGCAGGAGAGGUGGUUUAAGAAGAGUUUCUUUGAUAUUGUGGACUUUAUGGGUGCGAGGAAUGGGUUGGGUCAUUAA